AACUGGGGCGUGGGCGAGCCGUGCGCGAACAACUGGCACGGCGUCGUGUGCACCGGCGGGCGGGUCACGCAGCUCAACAUGAACCUGAACAACGUGGCGUGCUGGGGCGAGCUCAACUUGACGGCUCUCGCGAAGCUGGACGAGCUGCUGUACCUGGACAUGUCCGAUAACCUCUUCUCCGGAGAGAUCCCCGACGAGCUCUUCUCCAUGACCAAGCUGCAGACGCUCGCGCUGUCCUCCAACCGCAUGACGGGCAAGCUGAGCAAGAAAUUCGGCCGCCUGAAGAACCUCCGCCACCUCGACCUGAGCGCCAACGGGUUCCACGGCGCGCUUCCCAAGGAGAUGGGCAAGAUGAAGUCGCUCGAGGUGCUCUACCUGGGCGAAGAAGGGCUGGAGGUGAAGAACAAGUUCACCGGCAAGAUCCCCGAGGCGUGGGUCGGCAUGAAAUCGUUGCAGAGGCUCUCGCUCACGGGUAACUCGGGCGUCAAGGGUAAGUUUCCGACGUGGAUCGGUAAGCUCCAAAACCUCGAGGAGCUCACCCUGUCGAACACCGGACUCCUCGGAGAGAUCCCCGAGUCCAUCGACCAGUGUUACAACCUCCGCACGCUGGACCUGAGCAACAACGGGCUCACGGGGGCGAUACCCGAGGGGAUCACCCGCCUGGGCCGGCUCAAGCAUCUGAAACUGCGCGGGAACAAGCUCGAGGGUGGGGUGCCACCCGGCAUCGCCGAGCUUCGCGAGCUGGAGAGCUUGGACCUGGGGUCGAACAAGCUCACGGGACAGCUUCCGGAGAAGUUCGAGGGUCUGACCAAGCUGGAGUACCUCGACGUGAGCAGGAACAAUCUCAGCGGCGAGCUUCCCAAGGUUCUCCCGCGGAUCCCGUCGCUUCGCGCGGCGCUUCUCUACGACAACUCCUUCGAGGGACAGAUCCCGGGCGACUACUUCACCAAGCUUCCGCUGCUCAUGCACCUUUACUUGGACAGAAACAAGCUCGAGGGCGCGCUCCCCGGCGAGGCCAUGGCCACCGCGAAGAUGCUCAAGGAGUUUCACGCCUCCUUCAACAAGAUCAGCGGCGAGAUUCCCAAAGAUAUCGGCCGGUUGCCCCGGCUCGCGUCCCUCCAGCUGCGAAGGAACCAGCUCGUCGGCGAGAUACCCCCCGAGCUCGGCGACUGCCCCGAGCUCGCCAGACUGGACCUCAGCGAGAACAAACUGAGCGGACGCAUCCCCGCGGCGUUGGCGAACGCCACGGACCUCGCCGAGAUCCGGCUCGGCGUCAACAGGCUCGACGGGCCCAUCCCGAACGAGCUCGAAUCCCUCGAGCUCCUCCGCGCGCUCGUCGUGAACAACAACAAACUCACCGGGCCGAUUCCGCCGUGGCUGGGCACGCACCCGUGCCUCCGCGACAGCGACCUGAGCGGCAACAGGUUCCACGGG
Molecule: messenger RNA, 1434 nt
Organism: Micromonas commoda
Lineage: Eukaryota; Viridiplantae; Chlorophyta; Mamiellophyceae; Mamiellales; Mamiellaceae
Exons: 1
Molecular function (GO): protein binding
Source: RefSeq, a predicted model, not a curated record